Aspergillus heteromorphus CBS 117.55 is the source of this 1835-nucleotide messenger RNA. Its product is annotated as GTPase-activating protein RNA1. The record is from RefSeq and is a predicted model, not a curated record. The coding region runs from base 210 to 1466 and encodes 418 amino acids. NCBI's taxonomy places the organism in Eukaryota, Fungi, Ascomycota, Eurotiomycetes, Eurotiales, Aspergillaceae. Gene Ontology annotation, biological process: activation of GTPase activity; nucleocytoplasmic transport. The transcript has a single exon. Gene Ontology annotation, cellular component: perinuclear region of cytoplasm; cytosol; nucleus. Gene Ontology annotation, molecular function: GTPase activator activity; small GTPase binding.
GAUUAUUGCCUCUCGCUUUCUUUCUCCCUCCCCUUUCCUUUCAACCCACGCAUUGCCUCCCACGUUCAUUGUCUUUCUAUCUCCCUCUUCCUCCGUUUGCCUCCCCCGUUUACCGUGACCAUAUCCACGUCUACUGACGUUUAUAAUCUACGAUCCUUCCCUCUCGCACCGUGCAAUCCCUACCCCUGAAAUUACCAAAUUACCCCGCCAUGGCCCCUCCAAAGAUCUUCUCGCUCGAGGGCAAAGGCCUCAAGCUGGACUCCGCCGCCGACAUCGAGUCCCACAUCCAGCCCCUCCUGGAGAGCGCCGACUACACUGAGAUCCGCUUCGGAGGCAACACCCUGGGUGUCCCCGCCUGCGAGCGCCUGGCCGCCGUGCUAUCCACGCAGAAGAGCCUGGAGGUGGCCGAGCUGGCCGACAUCUUCACCUCUCGCCUGCUGAGCGAAAUCCCCGCCGCGCUGACCUUCCUCCUCAACGCCCUCCUCGAGAUCACCUCCCUCCACACCGUCAACCUGUCCGACAAUGCCUUCGGCGCCAACACCCAGAAGCCCCUCGUCGACUUCCUCGCCCGCCACACCCCCCUCCGCCACCUGAUCCUCAACAACAACGGUAUGGGCCCGGAGGCCGGCUCCAACAUCGCGAAGGCGCUCACCGAGCUCGCCCAGCGCAAGGAGGAGGCCCGUGCCGCGGGCAAGGAGGUGCCUCUCCUCGAGAGCAUCGUGUGCGGGCGCAACCGCUUGGAGAACGGCAGUAUGGCCGCCUGGGCCCGUGCCUACGAGGUGCACGCCGCGGGCAUGCGCUCGGUGAAGAUGACACAGAACGGAAUCCGUCAGGAGGGUAUCUCGCUGCUGUUGAAGGAGGGUCUUCGCCACUGCGGUGCCCUGGAGGUCGUCGACCUGCAGGACAACACUUUCACCGUCAUGGGCUCUACGGCUCUCGCGGGUGUCGUGUCCAGCUGGCCUUCCCUGCGUGAGCUCGGUGUGAGCGACUGCUUGCUCUCCGCUCGCGGUGGUGUCAAGGUCGCGCAGGCUCUGGCGGAGGCGAAGAACGAGAAGGUGCAGACUCUGCGUCUUCAGUACAACGAGAUCACCGCCGAGGGUGUCAAGCAGUUCCUCCACGCCACGAAGACGGCGCUUCCUUCCCUGCGCCGUAUCGAGCUGAACGGUAACAUCUUCAUGGAGGACGAUAACAAUGUGACUGAGCUGCGGGAGAUUCUUGAGGCCCGCAAGGAGGAGCACGGUCAGGAUGACGACCCGGAGGAGAUGUGGGGAGUUGACGAGCUGGACGAGCUUGAGGAGGAGGAGAGUGAGGAGGAGGAAGAGGAGGAGGAGGAGGAGGAAGAGGAAGAAGAGAAGGCCGAGAAGCUCCUCAAGGAUGACGAACUGGCCGAGAACGAGACGGUCUCGCAGAAGAAGUCCGAGGACGUCGACAAGCUCGCCGAGAUCUUCGGCAAGACUGGCCUGUAAGCGGUUGGGAUCUUGGACUCCCACCUCACCUACCCCUAUUCCUAUUUUCGCCUACCCAGCACCGGCACUCUCGCGUGGCAAGAGCUGGAUGCAUGAUCGUCCGGGUCCAGCCGCGCCGACCGCGUCCGUCGGAUUGACCGACAGUCUGUUGGAGGCGAGGCAGAUUCCGACCAGCCACAGCCCGAGACGCCGCGCCGUCUGCCGUCCGUGAGGUUCAUCGCACUUUGGAUAGAAGCCGUGCCUUUGAUUUGAUGCCGUCCUUUACAGUCAUUGCUCGAGAGCAUUAGACUAGACAUGAGCCUUACCUUUGCUGACCAUACACCAUGUUUCUGCUGUGAUGUAUAUAACGUUUAAACGAAUGAAUGUGUG